Messenger RNA from Hyaloscypha bicolor E, 363 nucleotides. RefSeq lists its product as uncharacterized. The transcript has 2 exons. Lineage: Eukaryota; Fungi; Ascomycota; Leotiomycetes; Helotiales; Hyaloscyphaceae. Gene Ontology annotation, biological process: mitochondrial respiratory chain complex IV assembly. Gene Ontology annotation, cellular component: mitochondrial intermembrane space; respiratory chain complex IV; mitochondrion. Bases 1 to 363 code for a protein of 120 amino acids. The record is from RefSeq and is a predicted model, not a curated record.
AUGGGGCUCUUCAGCUCGGCACCCGCUUCCCCUCCACCCCCAAAGAUCUCCUCGGACGGCGCACCAAUAGCACCAGACCGAACACAACGAGCCAAAUGCUGGGAGGCAAGAGAUGCGUACUUUGGAUGUCUAGACCGGAACAGUAUUGUGGACAGCAUUACAGAGAAGGAUAAGGCAGAGAGAUCAUGUUCAGUAGAGGCAAGAGAGUUUGAGUCGAAUUGUGCGAGUAGUUGGGUCACAUACUUCAAGAAGAGGAGAGUAAUGGAAUACCAGAGGAAUAAGACGUUGGAGAGGUUGAAGGCGGAAGGGGCGCAGGAAAUGCCGGGGCAAAUUGGACCGCUUGCACCAGGACAACGACCUUGA